Molecule: messenger RNA, 1099 nt
Organism: Cygnus atratus (black swan)
Lineage: Eukaryota; Metazoa; Chordata; Aves; Anseriformes; Anatidae
Gene: NPM3
Product: nucleophosmin/nucleoplasmin 3
Exons: 6
Coding region: 85-522 (145 amino acids)
Biological process (GO): chromatin remodeling
Cellular component (GO): nucleoplasm; nucleolus; cytoplasm
Molecular function (GO): chromatin binding; histone binding; RNA binding
Source: RefSeq, a predicted model, not a curated record
GGGGCGGGCACGGGGCGGUGCAUCCCGGCACGGCUCAGCUCGGCUCGGCUCGGCUCUGCCCGCCCCACUCCCUGCGCCGCGCACAUGGAGCCGCACGGAGCCGGCAGCGUCCUCUUCGGCUGUGAGCUGACUGCCAGUACCAAAUCCUACACGUUUCAGGUGGAUGAGGAAGAUGACUCUGACCACGUCUUGGCCCUGUCUGUGGUCUGCCUCACGGAUGGUGCCAAGGACGAGUGCAACGUGGUGGAGGUGGUCGGGCGAAACCACGAGAACCAGGAGAUCGCUGUGCCCGUGGCCAACCUGAAGUUGUCGUGCCAGCCCUUGCUGAGCCUGGACAACUUCAAGCUGCAGCCCCCGGUGACUUUCCGCCUGGCAGCGGGCUCCGGCCCUGUGCACCUCGCCGGCUGGCACCAGAUCACGCACAGGGAAGACAUUUCCUUUGAGGAGGACGACGAGGACAUGUCUGAGGAGGAGGAGGUUGAUCCCAUCGUGCCAGCCAAGAAGGAGCGGAGGAAGCAGUAAGGGUGGCUCCGGGCGAGGUGCUCGCUGAGACUUCCUCCUGGAUGACUUUUACCUCGGACACCUCUUGCCAGGACCUCAACGUUUGCUGCUUUUUUUUUUUUUUUUUAGUACUAUUGUUUUUUUCUGUUGGACCUUUUUUGGGAGCGGUGAGCUCCCAACACUGGGGUGUCUUCUUCCCUACAUCCCUAGGAGGCUGAUCCCAACCCCAGACGGGUGCUGCUGGUACAUCCCCUCUCCCUGUCCCUCUGCUGGGAGCUGGGGAUGGUGGAGGUGCUCCUUGCCCUGUGCCUUUUUGCUGCCCUGGACCUCUGCUCUGUGCACCUGGCUCUGAAAUGCCCAGUCCUGGCCCCUUCCCCAGCAGCUGGACGUAGAGCCAGAGGCAGUUUCACUGAUUCUCGGCUGCUUUUCUGUACUCACACCUUGUUUUUAUACACUUGGAAGUGUGGAACCGGGGCCCAGGCUGCACCCUCACCUGCGGGCUGGGAGCUCAGGGCCUGCCUGUGAUUUGGAGGGGGGUUGUGGGUCAACCUGCUCUGUAAGGAACCGUUUUUACACUGAAUAAAGGUCUCAGGUGUCA